GUGCCCCGAGCUCGGAAACCCGGCCGGCUUGUGACGCACCGAGGCUCCGCCCCCGGCGUGACGCCGGCGUCAGACCAGUCCCGGCAUCCUCCGCGGCCGACCGCGGCGGAGCGCACAGAGAAGUCUAGCCCGUGAGCGGCCGCGGCGCAGUUCCGUUGCUGUCCAGGUCCGGCUCGGCCAGCGUGCCGCCUCUAGCCGUUUUCCUACCGCUCGCCCGUCCACCCGAGCGCCCCCAGCCCUCCCGCGAGGGCGCCCCGGGACGGAAGGAACCACCAGCCUGUCGGCGCCCGCCGUUCUCGUGGUCGCCGUCGCCGUCGUGGUCGUGGUCGUCUCCGCCGUCGCCUGGGCCAUGGCCAAUUACAUCCACGUCCCGUCCGGCUCGCCGGAGGUGCCCAAGCUGAACGUCACGGUGCAGGAUCAGGAGGAGCAGCGCUGCCGGGAGGGGGCCCUGAGCCUGCUGCGACACCUGCGGCCCCACUGGGACCCUCAGGAGGUGACCCUGCAGCUCUUCACAGAUGGGAUCACAAACAAACUUAUUGGCUGUUAUGUGGGUAAUACCAUGGAAGACGUAGUCCUGGUGAGAAUUUAUGGCAAUAAGACUGAAUUGUUAGUUGAUCGAGAUGAAGAAGUGAAGAGUUUUAGAGUGCUGCAGGCUCACGGCUGUGCACCGCAGCUCUACUGCACCUUCAAUAACGGACUGUGCUAUGAGUUCAUACAGGGAGAGGCCUUGGAUCCAAAGCACGUCUGCAACCCAGCUAUUUUCAGGCUAAUAGCUCGUCACCUUGCUAAAAUUCAUGCUAUCCAUGCACACAAUGGCUGGAUCCCCAAAUCUAACCUGUGGCUAAAGAUGGGAAAAUACUUCUCUCUCAUUCCCACAGGAUUUGCAGAUGAAGACAUUAAUAAAAGGUUCUUAAGUGAUAUCCCAAGCUCUCAGAUUCUUCAAGAAGAGAUGACUUGGAUGAAGGAAAUUCUUUCCAACCUGGGCUCACCUGUGGUGCUUUGCCACAAUGACCUAUUGUGUAAGAAUAUAAUCUACAAUGAGAAACAAGGUGAUGUACAGUUCAUUGAUUAUGAAUAUUCUGGAUACAACUACCUGGCAUAUGAUAUUGGAAACCAUUUCAACGAAUUUGCAGGUGUAAGCGAUGUGGACUAUAGUCUUUAUCCAGAUAGAGAGCUACAAAGCCAGUGGCUGCGUUCUUACCUUGAAGCCUACAAAGAGUAUAAGGGUUUUAGGAGCGAGGUUACUGAAAAGGAGGUAGAAAUACUCUUCAUCCAAGUCAAUCAGUUUGCAUUGGCUUCUCAUUUCUUUUGGGGAUUAUGGGCUUUGAUUCAAGCCAAAUAUUCUACUAUUGACUUUGAUUUCCUUGGGUAUGCAAUUGUUCGUUUUAACCAGUACUUUAAAAUGAAGCCUGAGGUUACUGCAUUAAAAGUGCCUGAAUAAAGAAGAGAUUUAAUUAAUUCUCAGUAGCUGAGCGAUGGUUGUGAAUUUUUUUCUUAAGAAAUUCCACAAAGUCAAUAUCCAUUAAAAUUCUGUUAACUUAAUUUGGUUAUUUUGAUUUACAAAUUAUGCCUCUAAAAAACCAAUCUUAUUUUUAAAAUAGACUGAAUGAUGUCAAGAAAUAUACCUGUUGCUGUCAGAAUGUGGUUGAUUAGAGAUAUCUUAGAUCUGCAAAAGGUGUAAAGAUGUCAGUUUAAGCCUUUCAUAAUUUAUGUCAUGUGGGUUAUUUAUUAUAAAUUUAACAUGAUUCUGUGACUGCUUUCAUCAGUUUCCUCUUAAGUAUAUAUGUGUCAGAGUGUUCUAGAGAAGUGUUUUUAAAGUUCUAUGUUAUGAUUGAUUUUAGAAAACAAUUCUGGUUGUUCAGUGUAACCUUUUUAUUUUGAUUCACUGUAUGAAAGCAUCAUUUGCUUUUGAAAUGCCAGUCGCUGACUGGUAUAGAUAACUUAGGAUGGUCAUAUAAGAUUAUGAAUGCAGAGGGGAAAAUUGCAUUCGCUGUCUCUGUGGGGUCCAUCUUUUUAAGUUGAAUAUUGGAAAACGUAUUUUCUUUAGGGGAAAUACAAAUUAGAAUUAAAUUCUUGUCUACAUAGUCUGGCAAUAUAAACAUAUUUACCAAAUAAGCUUAGAAUAAAGAUUAUCACCAAAAUCUGUAUUGAAAAAUGAAUGCAAAAUGCUAAAUGUGGUCAUUUAAGUUACUGCUUAAGUUUUACAUUAUCAAAUUGUUUCUAACUAAAAAGUGUAUUUUACUUGAGAUGCUUUCUUUAUAUUAAAUAAUUGUUUGUAUUGCUAAUUUUUCAAAUACUCAAAAUUUAUCAUACUUGAAAACAAAUUAUUAUUUAGAUUAAGGUUUUUAAAAAUCUAUUCAGAUUCAUUCUUUUCCUUCCUCGCUUGAAGUUUUCAUUUGUGUUGUUGUGACCUUAGUGUGAUGAUGAUGACUUGGUACAUGUGGUGUCAGAGUAACAUGUUGAGGCAGUGAAAGGAGUCAGAUAAGGAGUUAGGGUACAUGUAGGAUAGUGCACUGUCUUACACACUUAAAAUCUGAAAAGUAACCAUCGUAAAAUGUGAAUGAAGCAGAAAUAUUCAUGGUAGGAGGGCUUCUGUUGUGUUUAUUGUGUUUUUAUAUAUUUUGUUUUGUACAGAGGUAAGAGGGAAGCAUUUAUAUAGGAGGAAGGUAGUGCUUUGGAAUAGCUAGGAAGGCUUCAAGUCUAGGCGCUGCUCUGUGAAGAUGAGCAGUCGUGGUUAACUUUACUAGAAAACUAGUCUGACAAGCUUUGCACUUUGGUCACUUAAGUGCUCAUGUACAAAGUUAGCAUAAUGGAUCUGCAUAUUUCAAGUAUGCAACUACAAGUUUAUCCUCUGAGAAAUCAUCUGGGGAGUCUGAUGUAUUAUUCCAAAUGACUUAUAUUCUCAGACAAGUGCAUUAAAAUACUUGGAUUAUCUCAAGCUGUUUAAAGCUAAUAAAGUAAGUCUAAACACUUAAAGGGCAUUUUAAAAGGUGAAUUCUAGUUACAUAAGUAGGAUCUACUAUGUUUCUAUCUGUAACAGUGUUAGACCAAGAUUUGGUUUCUACCUCCCCAAUAUUAUAAAUGUUCAUUUCUGUUUUUAUAAACCAUAUUACUGUAAAAUUAAUAUAAUUUUGCCUAGCUGACUAAAUGGAUGGAACAAUUAAAUAAAAAUUAAUAGCUUUUUAUAAUGUUAAAGUGAACUUCAUAAAUUGUUUUUGGUGGAAUUUUCAUCUAUGUUUAGAACAUUAUCAUGGAAUGAUAAAGAAUAUGUAAUACUUCUGCUUCUUUGCUUUUUGCCUUUGAAAAUGCAAAAGUGUAUAUCAUGUAGGUCUAUGGGGGAAGGAGGAGUGAUCGUUUUUCUACCUUACUCAGUAGUCUUACUUCCACCUGUUUUGAUUAGAGAUUGACGGAGCCAUUGCGGGUAGACUGCAUAGCUGCUAGCUGUGACAUGACUGUAACUGUUUCAGAGAGAACAUUUAAAAGUGAAUGUUACCAGGAAUGAAAGCUGUCAGGUUAACUAGCCCUCAAGUAUGCUGUGGAUCUUGGGAACAAAUUAAGAUACACAAAAUAGUGCCCCCACUUUUGCCUGGAUUUGGGAUGUUGUAAUGCUCCUACUUCCUGUACAGGUUUAUUGGAUUAUGGUGCAGGCUGGUAAUAGGGUUCAAAAUUACUUCCCUUUAUAUUGGCCAUUUAAAGGAUUCUAAAGGAGGGUAAAUUUCAACAGCUCUCUGAAUUCAUCCUUCUGAACUUUGACCUGUGGCUUGCUGAGAUAUCAGUUGCCUUUUUAUUAAAGCUGAGGAACUUGAAUGCCUUACGUAAUCACUCAACUGAUAGUAAGCUCAUUUUGUAAAUAGGAAAAUGGUUGUUAGAUGUGGCAUUCAUGUUUGUUUAAUGUUAGUCAGUAGACCAUAGUGGCCUGGAUGCUUUAACAAGCAAAAUUCCACAUCCCCUCCUUUUUUCCCCUCCCAUACAUUUAUGAUUUUAUCUGACAAGUAAUGUUUGAUUUUUUUCUCUCCUAACCCCCUGCUACCACCAUUUUCUGGAAGUCAAAGAGACGUGGUAGUGAAUCAUGCUGUUCACAUGAUCGUCUGAGAUCAAUAUGAGCACAAAACUCAUCAACUAGGUCUGCCUGGAUGUAUAUAAAACAGUGUAAAUAAAAACUUAUAAAUUAUUGUGAAUUGUAUCUUGCAUAUGAGAUUGUGUGUUGUUUUGAAUUCUCUUCCCUUUUGUAGACAUUUUCCUGUCUGGAAAUGAUCCAGCUUGUUGGUUUAGACUGGAAAUAGCCAAUACUUCUGGCUGCACAGUGAGAUAACAGGAACUGGAAAUAGGGUUUAUCAGCUUUGGUCAGUGUCUGUACUUAUUUAUUUAGCCUCUCAGUGCCUGAUACGACUUUCCUCCAUUUGUCAGUUGCUAUUAAUUUUUGUGAGGUUCGACUCCUGGAUGCAUUAAAUUUAUAUACUAUUACUAAUAAUACAUGUCCAUUCUCGAGUCACAGUUCUAAGCUAAGAAGAACUAAAUAUGAUUUAAUGAUUGCAAACUGAAGUAUUAUCUUUUCUCACUUUAGGAUUAUUAACAUUUUCUGCAAAAAAUUUUGAAGUUCAGUGUGAAUCUAAAUCCCAUAUAUGUAUAAGAAAUAAGUACUAUCUCUCCCUUCAAUUUAAGCAUAUCUCAAAUGACGUCACUAAAGUUGUAUGAUUGUAAAAGACAAGAUACAGCUAAUUUUUUUUAAUGUCAACUAUUUCUGGUUUUUGGGGUUUUUUUGCUACAACUAUUUUAACUUCAUUAAUGUAUAUUAUACCAGACAUCAGGAAACUGCCCCCAAACACUCUCAAUUAAAAGCUUAAACCUCCACAUUUAAAAGUAAUCAUGUAUUUUUUUCAUACCAAAGUCAUAUGUACCAUUUUUUGAGUUCCUUAUUUCAUAAUACAAUUUAAGUAUCCAUUUUUUUGACUUAAGCUUCUUAGAAGUAUUUUAUACUGUGCCCAAAAGUAAUAUAAAUUUAAGCUUUUAAUAUUCAGUUGAUAGACAAAGUUUACUGUGUGAGAAUUUAGUUAUUGGCAGCUUCUUGCACAACUUUAGACAGAAGGCAAAUGCUAGUAAUUAUGCACAAUGGAAAAAGAAUAACAUGUAUGUGGUGAAGUAGCUUUAUUUUUAUUUCAGAAUACAUUUAAUCUGAUUUUUCUUUGGUUUGUUGUAUUUCAGAAUGUCCUUUUACUAGGAAAUUUAAUUACAUGUAAGGCACUCAAUCUUGUUUUGAUCCUUUACAAAAAAGAGAAAUUUGCUACCUUGAGUCACCUUUACCUGCUACAUGUAUCCCUGCUGUGAUUAUAGUGUUAACUCCUGGGUUUGAUGUUUUUAAACAGAAAAAUUUACCAUUUAUAUAAUUUCCCCCCAUUUUUGGAAAUUAGACAGGAAGUGUUGCAACAAAAGAAAAUACUUGAGGUUUGUAUUACUUUGAAUAUUAGAAAACUGAAGUUAACAAGAUGCUGGUGAGUUAGACAUUUAACAGUUCUUACACUGAAAAGUUCAUUUUGGGAUCACAAUGUGUUACGGAAAGAAAAUCUGAAUUAUUUAUAUGAGCAAAAAUAAUGCAUAAGCUCUGUAAUGCUUUUUGUGUUUGAGGCAUCUCAAACUCAAGUUUUUAGUGUCCUUCUGAAAUUUUGUUUCUUGUCAUUUCUGUGCUAUAUGUACUUAGUAUACUACUGACAUUAUAAAACAGGGUUAAAAUACUAUUAUAUCUGUAUUCACUAUGAAUCCUGUAGCUUUUCUCAUUAUGGAAAUACUGCUCUCUGAAAUGCCCUUAUUUUUUUAUUAACAUUUUACCCAGUAAGGAUGUUUGCGAUUAAUCACUUUAACAAAAUUUAAGAGAUUCAUAAAAAUUGAAAACAUUGUAUAAUUGUAUUUUAACUUGUCAGUAAAGACUAAGAAAUAACCUAGCUGAUUGUAAUUGUAGGCUGUUAGUUAAAAUUUCAAAACUUUUAACAAGGAACUUUUCAGAGAUAGUUUGAAAUCCAGUUGUAUCUAUGUAAACUAGUUCCUGUAACUUGGGAAGGAGCCCCCUAAAGGCUGUGGAGAUGAGAGUGCUUGCUUCCCAUAGUUUUAGUUGUGGUGUGUUGCUACUUAAGUUUAGGUAGUGACAUACUUAAGUUUUUAUUGUUCAAUAAUUAAGUUAGUUUUCUGUAUGUAUCUGCUAAAGGAUAAAUGAAUGGAAUCUGCAAAGAAGGAACUUUUUGACUGUACUGUAUUUAGAAGCCUUUGUACAGGUCAAGUUUCCAUGAUACGAAGUAUUUGAAUUUUAGAACAUGCUAUCACUCUAAGGAAAAAGACAUGAUAUUAUCCCAUGUGCAAGGAGAAAAAAUGAAGAGUACUUGUCAUCACAUUAACUGUAUGUUGAAUUGGGAAACUGGCAUAAAGCUGAAGUUUGUGUUCAUCAAACGUGAACUAUAGUAGUAUAAUGCUGCUCUGUAUAUACUGUAAGUGCUACAAAGAGUCUCAGCACUGAACAUGUAUUGAUACCUCUCAAAUGAAUGCAACCUUCGAUGUGGGUGUUCUGAUAUGCCUCAGAAAGUAUCUGAGUGUCUGAGGAUUUGUUAAUCAGUUUGCUAAUGGAGAUACUUCCUGUUUUUCAUUGCAUAUUUUCAUGUUUAAAAUUUAAUUUUUACCUUUUUACUGCUGUUAAUUUAAGUAAAAUUAGUUCUGUGCAGAAAAGGCAUUGCCUGUGAAUAAAAUUUAAAAAACAGCCUCAUUCAUGUAACUGCUUAAGUAAAAAUAAUUUUUGUUAUAUGUUCAUGAACUUUUAAUGAAACUAUUUGUUUUUCUGUUCAAGCAUAAAUGAUGUUUAGGCUUCAUUUCUGAUUAGUAAAGCUUUUUACCAUUGAUUAAAUGAAGGAAUGUAUCUUUUUGAAGAGAUUUAUAUUCUGUAAAUAAAAUUGGUUGUAACAAAUAAAGUUGGGUUCUAACUACA
Octodon degus (degu) is the source of this 6964-nucleotide messenger RNA. RefSeq names its product ethanolamine kinase 1 (gene Etnk1). The record is from RefSeq and is a predicted model, not a curated record. Gene Ontology annotation, biological process: phosphatidylethanolamine biosynthetic process. NCBI's taxonomy places the organism in Eukaryota, Metazoa, Chordata, Mammalia, Rodentia, Octodontidae. The transcript is spliced from 8 exons. Gene Ontology annotation, molecular function: ethanolamine kinase activity. Bases 350 to 1441 code for a protein of 363 amino acids. Gene Ontology annotation, cellular component: cytoplasm.